AACAAAUAAACAAAUAAACAAAUAAAAUAAAUAUAUAUUUAUUUAAUUUUUAUAAUAACUCAGUUCAAAUAUAUUAAUAUAAUAAAAUAAUUAAAAAUGGCAACUAUUUUUGAUAUCUUAUUAAAUCAAAAUUUAAAUAAUAAUAAUUUUAAAUCACAAAUAAAAAGAGAAAUAAUUAAUUUUAUACCAGAUUCAGAUGUUAUUGAAACCAAAGAUUCUUUAGUCAUUGAAACUGAACUUGCAGGUGUAAAUAAAGAUGAUAUUCAAAUCGAAAUUAAAGAUUCAAAGUUAUAUAUUCAAGGUGAAAAGAAAAGAUCAACAUAUAAAAAUAACAUUAUUGAAACCACCACCCAAAUUGAUAACGAACCAUCCAUUGAAGAGUUUGAAGAUAUUAGCACCUCUGAUACCACCGCCACCAGUUUACAAUCAAAUAAAGAAAGCAAACCAGAAUCAAGCACUACCAAUACCGUCACUGACAAUACAAAAGAACAAGUUAAGAAAUAUAUCUGCGAAAGAUCAUACGGUAAAUUCAGAAAAUAUUUAGACUUAACCAGAAUAUUGUAUACAUUAGAUUUAUCAAGUAUCAAAACACAAUUCAACAACGGUCUUUUAACAAUAACUAUUAAUAAGAAAAAAGAUUAUUCAAAUACAAUUAAAAUAAACUUAUUAUAAAGAGAUAAAUAAAAAUUAACAUUUUGUAAAUAUUAAAAAAUUUCUUUUGCAAAUCU
This is a messenger RNA of Dictyostelium purpureum, 728 nucleotides long. RefSeq lists its product as uncharacterized. Gene Ontology annotation, biological process: response to hydrogen peroxide; protein complex oligomerization; response to heat. The transcript has a single exon. Bases 97 to 672 code for a protein of 191 amino acids. The record is from RefSeq and is a predicted model, not a curated record. Lineage: Eukaryota; Evosea; Eumycetozoa; Dictyosteliales; Dictyosteliaceae.